ACCCGUACACGUUGGACCUGUUAUCGCCGGAUGUUUUCUUAAUGUGAAAUUAUUCUUGGGGGAAAAAAAUGCCUGGUUGUGUGUAUGUCUUCAAACUGCUGGUCCGUGUCGGUUCACACCUUUAAAAAGCGGUCGGUGCGUGGCGCUGUCACGGCGACUCACGUCUCGCUUUUUAGCCUGAAGCUAGCGCGUUAGCAUAGCUAGGUGCAGGUAUGCUAGCAUGCUACGUGUACACACCGGGCAGCUUCCUGAAAAACUACAUUUUUAAUCUUGUCACUUUUUGCUGAUUCUUGGCCAAGUCCAUGGAGUCAUUUAGUCCAUUGAUGCCACAAUGGUAAACAUUUGAAAGAAAGCAAAGCACAGCCACUGUUAGAUGAAUGACUUUUAAAACAUGAUGUUCUCGUCGAGAAGAAAGCCUGUGCUCUACUUCAAGGAGGAGAGAAGCAGGUGUCUUCCAAGGAGAUGUUCAGUGUGGAAGCUCUUUGCACUCUGCCUCGUGCUGCUGCCCGCCUCGCUGCUCUGGCUGCAGCUCAGCUGCUCCGGCGACGGCACGGCCGCCUCCCCGCACCACGGCAGGGACGCCCCCCAGCAGCCGUGCCGGCCCGAGAGUAAGGCGGAGUCGGCGUGGGGGGACGAGACGUCGUGGGGCCCGCACGCGCUGGCCGUGGUGGUCCCCUUCAGGGAGCGCUUUGAGGAGCUCAUGGUCUUCGUCCCCUUCAUGCACACUUUCCUCAGCCAGAAGAAGAUCCGCCACAAGAUCCUCAUUGUCAACCAGGCGGACCACUACAGGUUCAACCGGGCGUCUCUUAUCAACGUGGGCUACUUGGAGAGCGGCGACGACACCGACUACCUGGCCAUGCAUGAUGUGGACCUGCUGCCGCUAAACGACGCGCUCGACUACUCGUUCCCCGCCGAAGGACCUUUUCACGUGGCGUCGCCUGACCUCCACCCCAUUUAUCACUACAAGACCUACGUGGGCGGAAUCCUGCUCCUCACCAAGGCACACUACCAAAUGUGUAACGGUAUGUCCAACCGCUUCUGGGGGUGGGGCCGCGAGGACGACGAGUUCUACAGACGCCUCAAAAAAGCAGAUUUACAGCUGUUCCGACCCAGCGGUAUCACGACGGGUUUCGAGACCUUCCUGCACCUGCACGACCCCGGCUGGCGCAAGAGGGACCAGAAGCGCGUGGCGAGCCAGAAGCAGGAGCAAUUCAAGGUGGACCCCGAGGGCGGGCUCGGCAACCUGCGCUACCAAGUGGAGUCACGACAGCAGCUGACCAUAGGGGGCGCUCCGUGCACGGUCAUCAACGUCAAGCUGGAGUGCGACCUGGAGCAGACACCGUGGUGCAUGCUCGCCUAGAACGCAGCGGGAUUUUAUUGUGAAAAGGUUCCGGAAAAGGAAGCGGAGCAACAUGUGCCUGCUGUGAAUGAACUGGCAUGUAGCUUUGUUUCCUUACAGUGCAGUCCUGCUGGUACUCUUAUUUAAUGUCACUUUUAAGCGUUUUUUUGUUCUUUUUUUAAACAAAGCCAACCGUGCUUUACCGGAAGUAGUGUCGUGACGUCUUUCACGAAUGUGGACGUGAACAAGCAAAGUGCAAACGUUGUUUUUACUGUGAAAACAACACCGCUGUUAAGAGUUUUGUCAGCAAUAAAAGAUUGUCUACUUUUA
This is a messenger RNA of Nerophis lumbriciformis (worm pipefish), 1669 nucleotides long. It is a transcript of the gene b4galt7, whose product is annotated as xylosylprotein beta 1,4-galactosyltransferase, polypeptide 7 (galactosyltransferase I). Gene Ontology annotation, biological process: proteoglycan biosynthetic process; carbohydrate metabolic process. Gene Ontology annotation, molecular function: xylosylprotein 4-beta-galactosyltransferase activity. The record is from RefSeq and is a predicted model, not a curated record. NCBI's taxonomy places the organism in Eukaryota, Metazoa, Chordata, Actinopteri, Syngnathiformes, Syngnathidae. Gene Ontology annotation, cellular component: Golgi apparatus.